Chenopodium quinoa (quinoa) is the source of this 3179-nucleotide messenger RNA. Its product is annotated as putative E3 ubiquitin-protein ligase RF298. Lineage: Eukaryota; Viridiplantae; Streptophyta; Magnoliopsida; Caryophyllales; Amaranthaceae. The transcript has 3 exons. Bases 200 to 2365 code for a protein of 721 amino acids. The record is from RefSeq and is a predicted model, not a curated record.
CAUUAUUACAUUAACAUUGACAAUAACAAUAUAGGAAGAGGGGUCCUUUUGCUAAGCUCUCAAGUCUCGAUACUUUGUUCCUUCGCCACCAAAAACCUUUUGGUUUUGCGGUCCUCAAUCACACCACCACCACCACCAAUAACCACCAAAACUUUGCUCAAUCUAUUCGUCAAUCAGCUGCGUCAUUUUGAUCUGCUGAAUGAUGGCAUCAAUGGUAGCGAAAGCGAGUACUAGUAGUUGUAGUCAAUUAUCACCAUUGUCUAUUCAAGAGAAAGGAAGUAGGAAUAAGCGGAAAUUUCGGGCUGAUCCACCUACAAGUGACCCUCAUAAGGUCUCUCCCUCAACUACAAAUGAUGGGACGAGUUAUGAAUUCUCAGCUGAGAAAUUUGAGAUGGCAGCUAGUCAUGCACAUCCGCCUAGCCCUUGUGAUGUUUGUGGCGUAUGUCAGGACCGUUCGGAUAAUUUAAAACUUGACCUUGGAUUAUCAAGUGCUUCUUUGGGGGGUUCGUCUGAGGUGGGUUCUAGUCAUCCUAGAGAGGAAGAGGAACAUGACGACUUCCAAGAUGCGGAUUGGAGUGAUCUUACUGAAACUCAGCUGGAGGAGCUUGUUUUGAGCAAUCUUGAUACUAUAUUUAAGAGUGCAAUUAAGAAAAUAGUUGCUUUUGGAUACACCGAAGCCGUUGCCACAAGGGCUGUUUUGAGGUCUGGUCUUUGUUACGGGUCUAAGGAUACUGUAUCAAAUAUCGUGGACAACGCUUUGGUAUUUCUUAGGAAUGGGCAAGAUAUAAGUCCUUUAAGGGAGCAUUGUUUCGAGGAUCUGCAGCAGCUGGAGAAGUAUGUAUUGGCAGAAUUGGUAUGUGUACUCCAAGAGGUUAGACCUUUCUUCAGCACUGGAGAUGCAAUGUGGUGUUUGCUAAUAUGUGACAUGAAUGUGUCACAUGCCUGUGCCAUGGAUAGUGACCCCUUAAGUAGCUUGAUAAGUGAAGGAUCUCCAAAUGACAGUUCAACCAAUCCCCCUCAUUCCCAUUUGAAAGCCGAGUCCAAAAGUGUAGAAAUGAGUCUUCCUAGUCCCUCUAAAGCAGUUCCAAGCAAUGUAAAUCACACUGGCAAGCACAAAGUUGCUGGAGUUCCUAAUCUCACCAAACCAAAGAAUACCAACGUUCCGAAAGGAACAACUUCAGCAAAAGAGCGUUCAACUUCCUCACAAUCUAAUUCCAUAGAUAAGCCUUUCAGUGCUAUAGGUAUAUCACAUACUCUUUCCCCGGAAGAAAAAUCUGUGUCAAGCAGGAAGACACAUUCUGGCAAUUCAAAGAGAGAAUCUAUCCUUCGGCAAAAAUCUAUUCAUCUAGAGAAAAGCUGCAGGUCCUUUGGGGCAAAAGGGUCUUUUAGAACGGCAAAGUUCAGUGGUUACAUCUUGGAUAAAAGAAUCAGACCCACGUCUGAUUCGGCUACCCUUAACAUGAAGAGUGCCUCCUUGAAGAUAAGCAAAGCAAUGGCAAUGGGAUUGGAAUUGGCACAUGAAAAUGGAAGCCUCAGUUUUUCAGCCUGUUCUACAAUUUCCUCCUCUUCACCUUCAUUUACUGUAGAAGCCCGAAGUACCGUGUCCUCAUCACCUGAGACGGAUCAUACUUCAGCGACAUCAGUGGCCAAAACCAAGCCUGAUGUGUCAGCUGCUGAUACUGAACUUUCUCUUUCACUACCAGCAAAAAGUAAUCCUCCUCAAGUGAAUCAAAGCUAUAAUAGUGAGGCUUCUAUCCCUAGUGCUGCUGAUAUACCCUAUGAUAAGUCUCUAGCUCAGUGGGUACCUCAGGAUAAAAUAGAUGAGGUAAUUAUGAAGUUGGUGCCUAGGAUUAGGGAAUUACAACAUCAACUUCAGGAAUGGACAGAGUGGGCAAACCAAAAGGUAAUGCAGGCUGCCCGGAGGCUGAGUAAGGACAAAGCUGAGCUCAAAAAUUUGAGGCAAGAAAAAGAGGAAGUGGAACGUCUCAAAAAGGAGAAACAAAGUUUAGAGGAGAACACCAUGAAGAAGCUUUCUGAGAUGGAGAAUGCAUUGGGUAAGGCUAGUGAAAAGGUUGACCUAGCAAAUGCUGCUGUACGAAGACUCAAGGUGGAGAACGCAUCACUCAGGCAGGAAAUGGAAGAUGCCAAGGUACGUGCAGUUGAGUCUGCUGCAAGUUGUCAGGAGGUCUCAAAGCGAGAGAAGAAGACAUUGAUAAAGUUUCAGACGUGGGAAAAGCAGAAGAGUAUUUUCCAGGAGGAGCUUGCAACCGAGACACGUAAGUUGUCUCAGCUACAGCAGGAACUCGAACAAGCUAAAGAUCUCUAUAACCAGCUUGAGGUCGCUGUUAAAAAUCAGCAAUUCUAAUUAGAAAAUCUGUGCCUGGGAGCAUUAUUACCCAACCCCUUUCCCUCUGCAAACCACAUUCUGGAACAUGCAAACUGCAAUAUGGUUACCUUGGGUUCCAGUUCUUUGUCGUCCAGUCCAACAAGCUGCUACAUACACUUCCAUACUUAUUCCUAGCUCCUAAAGGCAUGAUGUUGCUUGUGACACUCUGAAAUCAUUCCUAUUGCUUACGCUUUGUAAGAGUUUUUCUGGUUCUGUAUCCUAAAAGUUGGUUAAGCUUUAUAGAUCUUCAGAUUAGUGUAACAAAGUUGAUGUAAUCAAUUCAUCAUGACACUUGGCAGAUGCAUUUGUCAUCUAAUAAUCAGUGCAAUCUAUGUGCGCAAGUUUCUUUGUUGUCAUCAUUAGCAGCUUCAUGCUCUUGUUGGGCUCCAUUAUCCCCCUCACAUUCUUUGUUAUGGAAGUGCGCUUACGUCUAGAAGAAUAGACAUGUCCCUGCUUCUUGACUUCAUUCUGUCAGCAUAUGUUUAAGAAGUUUGCAGCUCUUGGAGGAUCUGUGUGAUUGUAAAUACCUAGUCUUAGAUUUGAUUAGUAUUUUACUGGUGAAAUUUGAAGCCUUUGGGUUUCAGAUCUUGUUCAGAUUUACGUUUCUAAGGACUUGCUUCGUAAAUGGACAAACACAAAAGGAAUCUUUCAGUACAUCAUCAUCUGGAGAAGUCAACAAUCAUAGUAUACGUCGAUAUGUUCUCUGUUGCUUAAAAUCUCUUGUUUUAUACUUCACUGUAUCAUUAUUUUUACCUUGAGCUUUCUGAAUUCUGAUAGCCCGAGUGUACAAUAU